Messenger RNA from Sphenostylis stenocarpa, 1209 nucleotides. The record is from the annotation of a GenBank genome assembly. Lineage: Eukaryota; Viridiplantae; Streptophyta; Magnoliopsida; Fabales; Fabaceae.
AUGGAGCCUCGCGUUGGAAAUAAGUUUCGGCUUGGUCGUAAGAUCGGUAGCGGAUCGUUUGGAGAGAUCUAUUUAGGUACUAACAUUCAAAAUAAUGAAGAGGUUGCAGUUAAGCUUGGGGUUUCGUUUAAUCAGUUUCUGCAAGGGGUUGUGAAAAUUUGGGUUCAGAUUGGAUUUUGUCGUGGCGUUCUUAAUGUCAUUGAUCGGUUUGUGUGCACUUCUAUUCUGGGUGAAAAUGUCAAGACAAAGCAUCCUCAAUUGCUAUAUGAGUCCAAGUUGUACAGAGUUCUCCAAGGAGGAACUGGAAUUCCAGAUGUUAAAUGGUUUGGAGUGGAGGGAGAUUACAAUGUUCUAGUGAUGGAUCUGCUUGGACCUAGUCUUGAAGAUCUAUUUAACUUCUGCAGUAGAAAGCUCUCACUAAAGACAGUUCUCAUGCUCGCUGAUCAAAUGAUCAAUCGCGUGGAGUUUGUUCAUUGUAAAUCUUUUCUACACCGGGAUAUCAAACCAGAUAAUUUCCUCAUGGGCUUGGGAAGGAGGGCAAACCAGGUGGCUGAUCAUUUACUUGCAUUGUGUCGAGGUUAUCCAUCAGAAUUUGCAUCAUACUUCCAUUACUGCCGCUCAUUAAGAUUUGAUGAUAGGCCAGAUUAUGCUUACCUCAAGAGGAUAUUUCGUGACCUAUUUAUUCGGGAAGGAUUCCAGUUUGAUUAUGUGUUUGAUUGGACAAUCUUGAAGUAUCAGCAAUCACAGCUAGCCGCUCCUCCUGCACGCACUGUUGGUCCUACUGCUGGAACCAGUUCUGCAAUGCCCCCAGCUAUGACUAAUGCCGGUAGACAGACAGGAGAGGAAGAAGGACGACAUCCUGUUCCGGUUUCAGGGGAUUCCACACGGAGAAGAAUGUCGGGGACCAUCCCAAACUCUGUAAAUAUUUCAAAGCAGAAAAAUCCAGUCACCAUGGAUAAGGAAGCCAUGUUAUCAAGGCCCAAUGUCAUGGGUCAGUCAAGUGGAUCAAGGCGAGCUGCAGUUUCUAGUAGCCGCGAUGCAUUUGCUGGUAGUGAAUUGGAUCAUCGUAGUCGUACUGCUGAGGCUAACCCUGGAACAGUGCGCAAAAUAUCAUCUGGGAGAAAUGCUUCUCAUGUCAAAAACUAUGAAAGUGCAGUCAAGGGCAUUGAAGGUUUGCAUUUGGAAAAUGAUGAGAGGGCACAUUAUUAA